AUGGCUCCUUCACCACUGCCUUCAAAUUUUCUCUCUGCUUCAUCGUCAUAUUCUUCUCAAUCUUUCUACUUGAUCAAACUUCACUCACAAGCCCAUUUUUCAAACAGAUUCCGUGUUCAAAAAUUGAAAUUUUCUUGCUCGCAUCAAUCCGUUCAACAAGAAACCAAUCCCGUAAAGAAGAAGAGAAAACCUAGGCCAAGCUUUAUUGAACAAAUUCAAGAUAAAUGGUCCCUCAAAAUCCCUUCUUUAAGAGAAAAAUUCCCUUGGGAAGAACAUGAACAAGAGAGUGAUUCUUCGAUUCAGGAAUAUGAAGAACAUGUGCUGCCGCUAUCUGAGGGUGUCGUUUCUGUGACAGUAAGUGAGAAGAAUACUUCUGGGGAUGGCUCGGUGAGCUCUAGUUCAAGAAAUAAGUCAAUUUUGGCUCCUUGGGUUCAUGGAAAUAAACCAAGAAAGGACUUGCCAGACUCUCAAGCUACAAGAAAUUUUCAAGAAGAAAGUGAGCAAAACCUUGAUGGGUUUUCUGAGCAUUGUAAAAAUGACGUUACCCCUAUAGGAUUAUCAGAAAAAAAUGACAUUUUGGUUGAAGAGGAGAAUGAAGAUGCCUUUUUUGUAGAGGAUUCACGGAGCAUUUCUCAAGAAUUCAGCAGCGAAAAAGGGUCAGAUGAUUUUAGUGAUUCUAUGAGAUUGCCAUGGCAGAGAGGAACUAAUGAAGACCCUGUGAAAGGGGAGAAGUUAAGGAAGAGCAAUACAGAGUUGGCUGAGAAGUUGAUACCGGAACCUGAACUGAAGAGGCUUAGAAAUGUGGCAUUGAGGAUGGUAGAGAGAAUGAAAGUUGGGGCAGCUGGAGUAACACAGGCAUUGGCCGAUGCAAUCCACGCGAAGUGGAAGGACGAAGAAAUCAUAAAAUUGAGAUUUGAAGGGCCUCCUUCAAAGAACAUGAAGAGGACACAUGAGAUUCUUGAGGCUAGAACUGGAGGUUUGGUUAUAUGGAGAUCAGGAAGUUCGGUAGUUCUAUACAGAGGAAUGUCGUACAAACUUGAUUGUGUACAAUCAUAUAGUAAACGAAUUCAAGCUGAUAUUGAAGCUAGAUCUUCAUCAGAUUUUGUUAAUGAUGUUACUCAAUGCAGUAAAGUGAAACCCUUAUCUGGAGCUGCAGAAUCAUCUCAAAAUUAUACUUCUAAGUAUUUGAAUAGUCUAUCUAAGGAAGAACUAAUGGAUCUAAGUGAGCUCAACCUUCUGUUAGACGAGCUUGGUCCGAGGUUCGUAGAUUGGUCAGGUCCGGAACCACUGCCUGUUGAUGCAGACUUGUUGCCUGCUGUUGUUCCAGGAUAUAGACCCCCAUUUAGACUUCUUCCUUAUGGGGUUAGACAAGCAUUACGGAACAAAGAAAUGACAUAUUUUCGUAGAACUGCAAGAAAGAUGCCUCCACAUUUUGCCCUUGGAAGAAACAGAGAAUUGCAAGGUCUUGCUAUGGCCAUGGUGAAGUUAUGGAAGAAGAGUGCUAUUGCAAAGAUAGCCAUCAAACGUGGUGUACAAAAUACUUUGAAUGAAAGGAUGGCAGAAGAACUUAAGAUAUUAACUGGAGGAACAUUACUUUCCAGGAACAAGGACUAUAUUGUUUUUUACAGGGGUAAUGAUUUCUUGCCACCUGGUGUUUCAUAUGCACUGGUAGAAGUAGAGAAAUGUGUAGCAAUCCAACACGAUGAUGAAGAACAAGCAAGGCAGAAAGCAGCAACAUCUAUCAUUUCAUAUUCCGAAGCAGCUAAGCAGCCUUUAGUUGCAGGAACCCUUGCUGAGACAACAGCCGCUUCCUCGCGCUGGGGUAACGAACGAAGCAGUGCAGAAAUAGAGAAAAUGAUGAAAGAUUCGGCUAUAGCUAGACGUGCUUCUUUGGUCAAGUUUCUUGAGAGGAAGCUAGCCCUUGCAAGAGGGAAGAUCAGAAUGGCUGAGAAGGCUUUACUGAAACUACAGGGAAAUAUGGAACCCUCUGAGCUACCAACUGAUUUGGAAACCUUAAGUGACGAGGAGAGGUUUUUGUUUCGUAAGAUCGGUCUGAGCAUGAAAACUUAUUUGCUUCUAGGGAGGCGAGAAGUUUUUGAUGGUACUAUCGAAAAUAUGCACUUACAUUGGAAGUAUCGAGAGUUGGUAAAGAUACUUGUAGACAGAAAAACAUUUUCACAAGUCAAGCAUAUUGCAGUUUCUCUUGAGGCUGAGAGUGGUGGGGUGUUAGUUUCUGUAGACAAAACUACCAAAGGCUAUGCUGUGAUAAUCUAUCGUGGAAAGAAUUACCAACGUCCUAGUGCAUUUAGGCCCAAAAAUCUUCUGACAAAAAGGCAGGCAUUAGCCCGCUCAAUUGAACUUCAGAGACGUGAGGGACUAAAGCACCAUAUUUCAGACCUGCAGGAGAAAAUGGAGAAGCUGAAGCUUGAGCUAGAAAAUAUGAAGACCGUAAGUGAAAUUGAUGAAGUGACCUUAUACUCAAGGAUAAAUAAUGCAUCUGAUGAAGAGGAUGAGGAUAUGGAAGAGGAUGAAGAUCAAAGGGUGUACCUUCACGCAAAUUACAGUAGUAAGGACAGCAGCGCGUGA
Messenger RNA from Fraxinus pennsylvanica, 2586 nucleotides. NCBI's taxonomy places the organism in Eukaryota, Viridiplantae, Streptophyta, Magnoliopsida, Lamiales, Oleaceae. The record is from the annotation of a GenBank genome assembly.